Pelmatolapia mariae (spotted tilapia) is the source of this 894-nucleotide messenger RNA. RefSeq lists its product as uncharacterized. NCBI's taxonomy places the organism in Eukaryota, Metazoa, Chordata, Actinopteri, Cichliformes, Cichlidae. The transcript is spliced from 8 exons. The record is from RefSeq and is a predicted model, not a curated record. Gene Ontology annotation, molecular function: ubiquitin-protein transferase activity. Bases 1 to 894 code for a protein of 297 amino acids.
AUGAGCCUGGAUGAAAUCCUGCAGGCCAUAAGUACUGCUGUGAACACAGAGGAAGAAUUCCGUAUCACUGUCUCAAGAUCCAAUAUGGUGGAGCGAGGACUUGCACAGUGGAAGAGGCAAAAAAAGGCAUUGCCUACAAAUCAGCUGAGGGUCACAUUUAUCGGAGAGGCAGGAAUUGAUACUGGGGCAUUACGGAAAGAAUUCCUUACAGACAUGGUUGCAGGCUUGGAGCAAAGGCUGUUUGAGGGUGACCAGACUGGGAAAGCUCCAAAAUACUCAUUGUUGGAUCUUGAUCUAGGAAACUUCCGUAGUGCUGGUGAAAUUUGGGCAGUUAGUCUGGCGCAGGGUGGGCCACCACCCUGCUGCCUCAAAGACUGGUGUUACCAGUUCCUGUGUACUGGAGAGUUGCAGAUUGAGAACAUCAUGAAAGAGGAUGUCUGUGAUGCCCAUUACACUUCUGUAAUCUCCCAGGUUCAUUCGGCCACAGAAGAUGAAAUGACAGCACUCACUGAUGAAAUUUUGAGUUGUGGCUAUCAUGGACCGGUUAAUGUCGAAAAGAAAGAAGAAAUUCUUCGUGCUGUUGUUCUUCAUGCCACACUUCGGUUGGUGCCUCUGCUCUCACAGCUACGUGAUGGCCUUAACCUUUAUGGUCUUACUAAUCUACUGAAGCAGUACCCAAGCAUCUGCCGAUCGCUGUUUGUCCCAGGGGUGGAAGUUAAGGCUGAUGCUGACUUUGUUUUUGCAACAUGCCAUCCUGAGUUCAGCGAGAAGGGCUCCAACAAAGAACAGGUGGAAAUGAGGAUUAUGAACCAUCUACAGGACUUCUUGCAAGAGCUGGAAUCACCAUCCCAAGUUCCCACAGCUGGUUUGGUGAAAGGCUAUGCUCUGUCCUGA